AUGCUGCCAAUAGUGAAAAUAUGGCCAUUCAGAGGGUGGGCUUUGGACUUCAUUGAAAAAUUAAGGCCACCAUCUUUAGAUGGCCAUACUCAUAUUGUGGUGGCAACAAAUUAUUUCACAAAGUGGGUGGAGGCCAUUCCAUUAAAGACUUAUGAACAGUCAACAGUGAUUAAUUUUAUCAAGAAGCACAUUAUACAUAGGUUUGGAAUUCCAGAGACUCUCACCACUGACAGAGGCCUUUCCUUUGUUAGAAACAAAGUUCUUGAUUAUUGUGCUGAAUGUGGCGUCCAAGUGAUCCGUUAUGCUCCAUAUUUUACCCAAGCAAAUAAACAAGUAGAAGCUUCCAACAAAGUAAUUCUCAAUAUUCUUAAGAAAAUGAUUGAGAAUUAUUCUAAAGAAUGGCAUCACUUACUUUCUGAGGCCCUUUGGGCUUACAGAAAUUCAAAAAGAUUAAAUACUGGCGCCACACCAUAUAUGCUUACAUAUGGACAUGAUGUCGUCCUGCCAAUGGAGAUGACGAUUAGGUCUACAAGGGUGGCAUUCCAAAAUAAGCUAACUCCAGCAGAUUAUAACCAUGCCAUGUUGGUGGAAUUGGAAGACCUUAAUGAAGUCCGUCUUAAUGUCUUAUACCAUAUUAUUGCUCAAAAGAAGAAAGUCGUGCGAUCAUAUAACAAGAAGGUUAAGGCAAAGACAUUUGUUGAAGGGGACUUGGUGUGGUAA
Cornus florida is the source of this 720-nucleotide messenger RNA. RefSeq lists its product as uncharacterized. The record is from RefSeq and is a predicted model, not a curated record. Gene Ontology annotation, biological process: DNA integration. The transcript has a single exon. Gene Ontology annotation, molecular function: nucleic acid binding. Bases 1 to 720 code for a protein of 239 amino acids. Lineage: Eukaryota; Viridiplantae; Streptophyta; Magnoliopsida; Cornales; Cornaceae.